This is a messenger RNA of Phragmites australis (common reed), 498 nucleotides long. RefSeq lists its product as uncharacterized. The coding region runs from base 1 to 498 and encodes 165 amino acids. The record is from RefSeq and is a predicted model, not a curated record. The transcript is spliced from 2 exons. Lineage: Eukaryota; Viridiplantae; Streptophyta; Magnoliopsida; Poales; Poaceae.
AUGUAUACGGGCUCCCAGGACAUCACCAGGACCCGGAUCGGCGAGGACGAGGACCUGGAUGAGGCAGCGCUGGCGGGCCUGCUCUGGGUGGUGACCGGCGUGGAAGACCUGACUAGGGCGGUGCUUCCCCGGGAGCAGUUGGUGCUCUACGCGGACUCGGGGCGGGUGAUCCCUGGGGUAGACGAGGAGACGGGCGGCGCCCGAAAGACCGGCGGCGUGGACGCCGUAGGUGGCAGGCCACCGACGGGCGGCAGGGAGGCCGCGGGCGGUCGGACGCAGACCGGUGGUAGGGGUGCUGCAGGCGGCAGGCGGCAGGCCGGCCGUGGGGCUGCCGCAUGCACCAGUCUUCAGGCUGGCAGAAGAGACGCCGCCAGCAGCGGAGCGACGGCCUCCGGGGACAAGGGAAAGCACCCCCGGACGUUCGUGCCUCAGCCGUCGUCCUCGUCGUCGCCGUCGCCUCCACGGCAGCGGCCGUCGGCGGGCAGCACGAAGGAGUAA